This is a messenger RNA of Syngnathus acus (greater pipefish), 2445 nucleotides long. RefSeq names its product protein tyrosine phosphatase non-receptor type 22 (gene ptpn22). NCBI's taxonomy places the organism in Eukaryota, Metazoa, Chordata, Actinopteri, Syngnathiformes, Syngnathidae. Gene Ontology annotation, cellular component: cytoplasm; nucleus. Gene Ontology annotation, molecular function: non-membrane spanning protein tyrosine phosphatase activity. Gene Ontology annotation, biological process: peptidyl-tyrosine dephosphorylation. The transcript has 22 exons. Bases 49 to 2175 code for a protein of 708 amino acids. The record is from RefSeq and is a predicted model, not a curated record.
UUGUGUGCUGCUCAGACUUGUGGUUCAGCACCCUGACAUGAAACCGUUAUGGACCAAGAGCACGUAGUCAUGGAACAGCAGCAGGCCUGCAUAGUGAGGAAUUUACUGGACAAAUUGGAGAAACGAGACAGCGAGGACAAAGAGUUUGUGAGGUUGAGAAACCAGUCAAUUAAGUAUCGCGAUGACAAGACUUACCCCAGCGAAUCAGCUGAAACUCAGCAAAACGUCAAGAAGAACCGAUACAAGGACAUACUUCCAUUUGACCACAGCAGAGUGAAGCUCACGAUGACCACCUCUCAAGAUGACACUGACUACAUUAAUGCCAGUUUUAUCAAGGGAGUGACAGGCGGCAAGGCUUACAUCGCUGCUCAGGGUCCACUCCAUCACACAGUGCUGGAUUUCUUGAGGAUGCUUUGGGAGUAUGACGUCAAAGUGAUAGUAAUGGCCUGCCAAGAAUUUGAGAUGGGAAAGAAAAAGUGUGAGCGUUAUUGGCCACAUAAGGAGGAGAAAUCAUUUAUAUGUGGGCCCUUCAUCAUGGAAUGUGAUUGUGAGGAAGACAAAGGAGCUUAUCUGACAAGGACAUUAGGAUUGACAUAUGACACUUGUCGCAGAACAUUGAAACAGUUGCACUAUGUUAAGUGGCCAGACCAUGGGGUGCCAGAUUUUAUACCUUCCAUUUUGGACAUGUUGGAGGAGAUGCGCACCUAUCAGUCCCAUGAUGACAUCCCAAUGUGCUUACACUGCAGUGCUGGAUGUGGUCGAACAGGUGUCCUUUGCGUGAUCGAUUAUACUUGGAAUCUUCUCAAGAAUGGGAUGAUCACUCCAGAUUUUAGUAUAUGUGACUUAGUUCAUAGCAUGAGAACCCAAAGGCCAUCUGUUGUUCAAACCAAGGAACAAUAUGAAUUAGUCUACAACAUCAUCAGGUUGCUGUUUGAGAGAUACCUGCAGUCCACGGAUAAACAGAGCAGCAAAUAUAAGGUAACAAUGGGAGUGUCUACAGGGGAGCAAGACGUUGGAAGUCAGGAGCAACUCCUUAGCAUCUGUGCUGAGGAAAUGAAACAGAAAACGCUCACUCCAAGUCCAGAAGGUCUUUCUACAGAUUGGAAUAAUCACCCAGACAAACCACAACCACUCCCUGGAUUCCUAACUAACGGUGAGGAGGCACAUAGAACUUCAGCGAAAGAGGUCCACACUAGCCGAGAAAUAGCUGCGGUGGAGGACAAACCACUGGGUGACGACAUUCCAUCAACGAAACCUCCAGGCUCACCCACAGCAGCAGCCGGCAUCCGUCUGAUGGUGGAAGACCCCUACUUUGACACUCCUCUGUCUGACCAUGCAGCAUCUCUCAGCAAGCGAUGGACAAUUUGUUCGAUCGACAGCACUUCGUCGUCUCUGAAUGACCGCACCCUGCAAUCUGCUGACUCAACUUUUGCCACUCAUCCCGAUGUCGACAUACCUCCACCAUUGCCCAAACGAACCCCAGAGUCCUACCAACUAGCUGCUGACACAGUGUCUUCAGAACCUUCAGACUCCUCAGGAAGGCCAACUGUCACUAUUCCACCAAACGGAGUUGCUGAGGCUGCACGAGACAGCCCCGUGACACCUGUACCAUCACUUCCAGAUAGAACUCCAGAAUCCUACGAGCUGGCUUGUCAUCAAGUUCCUGUCACCAUUCGGCUAGAGGUCACACCAGCGACAAACGUGAACAGAAUUGGCACAUCCUCAGAGUGGUCAGGUGUUUCUAACAUGCUCGGCGAUUCAUUUGCGCGAGAAACAAAGCCGUGGAUGAGAAGCAAGAGUCUGAGAGCAAAAAUGCAUUUGACAGAGUCACUGCCUCCGGCACGGCUGUCGCACACUCCUGUUGCUGAAGGAGGAAGUGCACAAGUUGGAGGAUGGGAGGUGAAGCAAAAGGCCUCGUUUGCCGAUAACGUGACGCCAGGAGAUAAAUCAGAAAGAAGCAAUAAGAACAACCCACCCCACAGAAUGAUUCGGAAAUUGUUCAGAGACAAGCAGAGAAUAAAUCCAGCAACUCCAUGUCAACUGCCAUCAUCUCCAAAAGGAGUCGUAACCUCACUGUUCAAAUCUGGAUUUGGUAACAGGAUAGGAAAGCCAAAAGGACCCAGAAAUUAUCCACAAAGCUGGGUCCAAAAAGAGGAUGUUCAUCUCCCCAAGUAAAGUGACGUGUUCUUUCAUUAAUGGGCUCUCUGAGACACCUAGUGGACAUUUGUUGAAAUUCACUUUUCUAAGAUUUUAUCUAAAAGGGAUCAGGAAAUUCCUUGUUAAUAACUUGAUGUGAAUGUACUGUUUAUGCCUCAGCACCAGCGGAUUUGUCUUUCUUUUUUUGUGGAUUUGUGAGGCCACAGUUCUCUUCUUUCUUUUAACUCUACAGGGGUUGCAUUUUGGAGCACCAAAUAUCUUCAAUAAAUCUUUUAAGUGCGGAAACUC